AGUUUGCAACUGUUUAUAAACCCCAGCUUGCUCCACGCCAAUUUCACUCACAACAAAAACAAAAGAGAUGGCAAAGAAAAUCGAAAAAUGUCUACAAGAUUUUCUUCCCAAUAUCAAAAAACCAAAACCCAAAGUCCAUUUCCCUCCUAAUGUUUCACUUUCUUCAUCCAAGGAUUGGAUCCUCUCCGGUUGUAAGCAACCCAAAACGCUGUCGUUUGCAGUGGGCCGAAAUCAAAACGACGACUCCGCCACACUUACCGAUAUCGACCAAUUCCUUGUUGAAAAUUUCAAGUCACUUUAUACAAAAGACGACGUCGUUCGAGCCAAUCAGGAUAGCCAAAACGACAACCAAGAUGUCGUUUGGUUUGAAUCUCCCCGGCUACUCGAUACACUUCCGAAUCUCCGUGGGUCCCGCCGAUUCUUUGUAAGCACCGGAAUAUCGAGCUCGCUCAUCGAGGAAUCCCGGGCGAGUAUUACCACCACCGCCACCACCAGUACUACUACUUGUUCGAACGACGUCGUUUGUGAGGAUACGGCGUCGUUUUCGUCUGCAACCGUCGAUAAUGAUGAUGAAUGGACAAAGCUUCCCGACCAAUGCGUCGCCGUUUUGGCGAACUCACCGAAACCUUACGAUGAUUUCCGGCAGUCCAUGAACGAGAUGGUCGAAGCUCGUCUCCGGCGGCGGAAGAACGUUGACUGGAGUUUCAUGGAGGAGCUUCUGUUCUGUUACCUGAACCUAAACGACAAAAGAUCGUACAAGUACAUACUCAGCGCAUUCGUGGAUUUGAUCGUCGAUUUGCGUCGGGAUUCCGAACCAGCUCCGUCAAGAUCACGGAAAGUGACUCGAACUCGAAAUACUCAAACCAUGGCAGGAAUAAGCAUAUUUUGACUUUGGCACGGAUUACAAUACCAAGAUUAACUGAAUUGAAGGGAGCAUCAAUUUUUUUUUUAAGCUUAUAGCAACUUUUAUAUAAAAU
Molecule: messenger RNA, 977 nt
Organism: Humulus lupulus (European hop)
Lineage: Eukaryota; Viridiplantae; Streptophyta; Magnoliopsida; Rosales; Cannabaceae
Product: transcription repressor OFP14
Exons: 2
Coding region: 68-889 (273 amino acids)
Biological process (GO): negative regulation of DNA-templated transcription
Source: RefSeq, a predicted model, not a curated record